AAAAAAAAAAAAAAAAAAAAAAAAAAAAGAAAUAGCAACUUACGUUCCUAACCGUUUCGUUUCUUUACCUUGAGUGCUUGAGAAAAAAUGGAAGAAGAUGAAGAAAACAAGCUACAUUCAGCGUCAUGGCGCGAGAAAAAGAGAAGAAAAGAGCUCAGCCUUUCUUGCAUGUUGAACACCGAACUCAGCGCUCUUCUUGCCGUGAUACGCCGCCCAAUUGACCCCACCGCCUCAAAAAUUCAGGAAGACAACUUCGACACCAGCGUUCUUCAUUCUCUUAAAUCUUUGCGAGCUCUAAUUUUCAAUCCUCAACAAGAAUGGCGGACAAUAGAUCCUUCAGUUUACAUUUCUCCAUUUCUCGAUGUCAUACAAAGCGACGACAUUCCUGCGGUGGCCACAAAUGUCGCUCUCUCAGCAAUUUCAAAAAUUCUCAAACUCCAAAUCUUCGACGAGAAGACUCCUGGAGCCAAAGAUGCUAUAAAUUUUAUAGUUACGGGGAUUACAAGUUGCCGGUUGGAGAGAACAGAUGCCACCAAUGAAGAUGCAGUGAUGAUGAGAAUUUUACAGGCUUUGACAUGUAUAAUCAAGCACAGGGCUUCAGUUUUGCUUACAGAUCAUGCUGUUUGUACAAUUGUGAAUACUUGUUUUCAAGUCGUCCAAAAAUCGGCCAACAGGGCCGAUUUGCUUCAACGCGGUGCGAGAUAUUCAAUGAGAGAAAUGAUAGAGAUAAUAUUUGCAAGGUUACAAGAUGUUGAGGUCAAACUUGAGGAAGACUCGGAGUCUGAUACUGAAGAUAUUGACAUCGACAGUGAUAUGGAUUCUGGAUAUGGAGUUCGCUGUGUGGUUGAUAUUUUUCAUUUUUUGUGCUCUUUGCUUAAUGUGGUGGAAAUUGUAGAGACAGAAGGCGUACAAACACAUGCAUGCGAUGAAAAUGUUCAGAUUUUCGGAUUGAUUUUGAUAAAUUCUGCUGUAGAGUUGAGUGGAGAUGCAAUUGGUAAGCAUCCAAAGCUUUUGAGGAUGAUACAAGAUGAUCUCUUUCACCAUUUAAUUCAUUAUGGAGUCUCUUCGAGCCCGCUUGUGCUUUCCAUGAUUUGUAGUACUGUUUUGAAUAUCUAUCAUGCUCUUCGCAGGUUCAUUCGUGUUCAACUAGAAGCUUUUUUCCGGUUUGUGUUGCUGAGAGCUGCAUCUCAUGGGGCUUCUCAACUCCAAGAAGUUGCACUGGAAGGAAUUAUAAAUUUUUGUAGGCAACCGGCUUUCAUAGCUGAAAUGUAUGUGAACUAUGAUUCUGAUCCCAUCUGUCAAAACAUAUUCGAGGAAAUUGGGAAGUUGCUUUGCAAGCUUUCUUUUCCAGGGUAUAGCCCAUUGAGCUGUGUACAAAUUCAAGCCUUUGAAGGACUGCUAAUAAUAGCUCACACCAUUGCAGAUAAUGUUGACAAAGAAGACGAUUCAACUCCUUAUGGUCCAUAUCCAGUUGAAAUUACCGAGUACAAGCCCUUCUGGGAAGAAAAAUCCAGAGAUGAUUAUGAGGCUUGGGUGGAACACUUAAGAUUAAGGAAAGCACAGAAAAGGAAAAUAUCAAUUGCAGGAGACCAUUUUAAUAGAGAUGAAAAGAAAGGUUUGGAGUAUCUAAAACUUUGUCAAUUGGUUUCUGAUCCAGCAGAUCCUAAAGCCAUUGCCAUGUUCUUUCGCUAUACGCCAGGACUUGACAAAGCCACCAUUGGUGAUUAUUUAGGUGAUCCUGAUGACUUUCAUUUACAGGUUCUUAAAGAGUUCACACAAACUUUCAGAUUUUCAGGCAUGGUUCUUGAUACUGCACUCCGUACUUAUCUUGCGACCUUCAGACUGCCUGGAGAGUCGCAAAAGAUUGAGCGGAUUCUUGAGGCUUUCUCUGACAGGUUUUAUGAUCAACAAUCCUCAGACAUUUUUGCUACGAAGGAUGCAGUCUACAUUUUUUGCUACUCCCUAAUUAUGCUUAACACUGAUCAACACAAUCCCCAAGUCAAGAAAAAGAUGACAGAGGAGGAGUUCAUCAGGAACAAUAGAGCAAUCAACGCAGGACAAGAUCUUCCUAGAGAGUAUCUCUCUGAGCUGUUCAAUUCAAUUGCAGCCAAUGCAAUUGCACUUUUUGGUAAAAGUGGUCCGGUGGAAAUGAACCCAGGUAACUGGAUUGAGCUAAUAAAUCGAUCCAGAGUUACACAGCCGUAUAUCCUAUGUAAUUUUGAUAGGCGGAUAGGAAGAGAUAUGUUUGCUGCCAUUGCUGGUCCAACGGUUGCAGCAAUUUCUUCCUUCUUUGAGCAUGCUGACGAAGAUGAAAUGUUGCACGAAUGCAUUGGAGGAUUGAUCUCAGUAUCUAGAAUAGCUCAAUAUGGUCUUGAAGAUAUCCUCGACGAGCUCCUUGCUUCUUUCUCCAAAUUCACUACAUUGUUGAACCCUUAUGCCUCUGCAGAAGAAACAUUAUUUGCUUUUAGCAAUGAUUUGAAGCCAAGGAUGGCUACUCUUGCAGUUUUCAGUAUUGCCAACAACUUUGGAGACUCCAUUCGAGGGGGCUGGAAGAACAUUAUAGACUGCUUGUUGAAACUCAAAAGGCUUAAGCUUCUUCCUCAGUCUGUGGUUGAAUUUGAUGACACUCCUGCCUCAUCAUCAGGUGGGCAUGGACACAGGAGAAAUGAAUCAAAUUUAUCAAGCUCCCAUGAUCCUAGAUUUGGUACUCGCAGGGGUGCUGGCAUGACUAGUCGUUUCUCACAUUUCCUAACACUAGAAAGCAUGGAAGAUUCAAUAUCUCUUGGGAUGAGUGAAUUUGAGCAAAAUUUGAAGAUUAUUAAACAAUGCCGAAUAGGCAGCAUCUUCAACAGCAGUUAUAACUUACCUGAUGAUUCUUUACAUAAUCUUGGGCGGUCUCUGAUAUUUGCAGCCGGUGGAAAAGGCCAAAAAUUCAGUUCUCCAAUAGAAGAAGAGGAAACAGUUGGAUUCUGUUGGGAUUUGAUAGUUUCCAUUUCUAUAGUCAACAUCAAUAGAUUCCAAAACUUUUGGCCUUCCUUCCAUGAUAAUCUACUAGGAGUUGUUCAGUUUCCGCUAUUUUCCCCUAUUCCUUUCGCUGAAAAGGGCAUUCUAGGCCUUCUCAAGAUUUGUGUCAGGCUUCUUUCUGUACUCAGACCUGAAAAACUUCCAGAGGAGGUUCUUUUCAAAUCCAUAACUUUAAUGUGGAAGCUUGAUAAAGAAAUUCUCGACACAUGCUGCAACUUCAUAACAAAGUCAAUGGGCAAGAUUCUCACUGAAUACCCUGCAAAUUUGCAGACACCUCUUGGCUGGAAAUCAUGCCUUCAUUUGUUGUCUGUUAGUGGUCGACACCCCGAAACAUAUGAUCAGGCCGUUGAUGCUUUGAUCACAUUCUUGUCUGAUGGAACUUACGUCUCGCGGACAAAUUAUGCCUGUUGUAUUGACUGUGCGUUUGGUUUUGUUGCACUCAAGAACAGUUCAUCAGAAAAAAGCUUAAAGAUCUUAGACCUUUUAUCAGAUUCAGUGAAUUCACUGAUCCAAUGGUACAAGGAGUACUUAGAUUCAGGGUCUAAUUUUAGCAAUGCCAGCAGUACGAGUAAUUCGUCAAUGGACGAAAGUGCAAAAAAUUUUGCUUCUCCAAACUUUGCUGUGACUUUAUUUGUUAAACUAGGGGAAGCAUUUAGAAAAACCAGCAAGGCGAGACGAGAAGAGAUAAGAAAUCAUGCAAUUUUCUGUCUUCAGAGAAGCUUUGAAUUGGCUCAAGAACUUGAUUUCUCACCUCUUAACUGCAUUAGCUGUUUUAACCUAGUGAUAUUUGCUACGGUUGAUGACUUGCACGAAAAGAUACUUGAAUAUUCGAGGCGUGAAAAUGCAGAAAAAGAAUUGAGAAGUAUGGAAGGUACUUUAAAGCUAGCAAUGGAGCUGCUGACAGAUGUGUACUUGCUAUUCCUAAAGCCAAUAUCAAUUAGUCCGGGAUUUAGAACAUUCUGGUUAGGAGUAUUAAGGAGAAUGGAUACAUGUAUGAAGGCUGACCUGGGUGAGUACGGAGAAACAAAGUUACAAGAAGUAGUGCCUGACCUUUUGAGAAAAAUUAUUACAAAAAUGAAGGAAGAUGAGAUUUUAGUACAGAAGGAAGAUGAUGAUUUAUGGGAUAUAACCUACAUCCAGAUACAAUGGAUAGCUCCUUCCCUCAAGGAGGACUUAUUUCCUGAGUUAGAGUUUUAGAAUUAGAACAACUUCGUGAAACAGUUACUGGUUAUACUUAUGUUGUAUGAGUGAUAGCAAUAAUGUCGGGACUAAAUUUUGAUUUUUUUUUUUUAUUUUUGUUGCGUAAAAGUAAUAUAUAUUUGGCAUUUCAAUUCGAAAUUUCUAGAUGAAAACUUUUUUGAAAUUUAUGUAAUUUAUUGCUGUCUUUGCACGACGGUUACCUCCUGUGAUGGACAUUGUCGUUUGUUGAACGAAUCUAUCAAUACCAAUGUCGUUGCCUUCUGUCA
This is a messenger RNA of Jatropha curcas, 4490 nucleotides long. It is a transcript of the gene GNL2, whose product is annotated as GNOM-like 2. Gene Ontology annotation, molecular function: guanyl-nucleotide exchange factor activity. NCBI's taxonomy places the organism in Eukaryota, Viridiplantae, Streptophyta, Magnoliopsida, Malpighiales, Euphorbiaceae. Gene Ontology annotation, biological process: regulation of ARF protein signal transduction. The record is from RefSeq and is a predicted model, not a curated record.